CCGUGAGAGUGACACACAUCCAGGGUGCGCGCUUCGGAGUGGACCUCAGUCACUGCGCGUGUCAGUCAAUCCAACCCUUCCGGACACAGAGAGAGCGCGCCGCGCUUCCACAUCCCCUUCAGCGAGGAGCGCUCAGCUGUUUCCCAGCGCCCGCGAGCCACGGUCUCAUCACGUUCUGUCCCGAGCGCCUGGAAUUUUACCUCCCCAGUGCUGUUCACACUUUUCUCCGCCAGCCCCCGGGAAUAACGGGCGACCCGUAGUGCUCUCCGUUGCGAUGGUGACUGACAUGAUCUGACAGUGGAAGACAGUAGCAGUGAUAGUCUCUGUGGUUAUUAUGGGCUGUGCCCACUGUAAACAGAAGAAGGCUGCAGCCAAGGCUGCUGCAGCCGAGCUGUCUGACCCGUCUCCUAGCAACAGCCCUGAUGGUACAGCAUUGGCCAUGCCCCGUUAUCAUCCUGGCCCCACCCACCCAACAAUACCUGACUUCAACAAGCCAUUUGGCUCCACCUGUUUUCCUAAUACCAACGCACAACCCUGCGCAGGCGGCAUCACAGGUGGAGGUGUAACUCUCUUCAUAGCAUUGUAUGACUAUGAGGCUCGUACUGAAGAUGAUCUGGCCUUCCAGAAGGGAGAGAAGUUCCACAUUAUCAACAACACAGAGGGGGACUGGUGGGAGGCCCGGUCGUUGGACACAGGGAACUCAGGAUACGUCCCUAGUAACUAUGUAGCUCCUGUAGACUCCAUACAGGCUGAGGAGUGGUAUUUUGGGAAGAUGGGGAGGAAGGAUGCAGAGAGACAGCUCCUGGGACAGGGGAACCCCCGAGGAACAUUCCUUAUCAGAGAGAGUGAAACCACCAAGGGUGCCUACUCUCUGUCUAUCUGUGACUGGGAUGAUGGUAAAGGUGACCACGUCAAGCAUUAUAAGAUCAGAAAGCUGGACAAUGGAGGAUAUUAUAUCACAACACGCACACAGUUCAACACCGUGCAUCAACUGGUGGAGCACUACACAGAGCGAGCGGCAGGUCUGUGCUGUAGGUUGAUUGGCAGCUGUAGGCGGGGCAUGCCUAAGCUAGCCGACCUAUCGGUGAAGACCAAGGACGUGUGGGAGAUUCCCAGAGAAUCUCUACAGCUGAUUAAGAAGCUGGGCAACGGGCAGUUUGGAGAAGUCUGGAUGGGUAUGUGGAACGGUACCACCAAGGUAGCAGUGAAGACAUUGAAGCCAGGCACCAUGUCUCCAGAGGCCUUCCUAGAGGAGGCUCAGAUCAUGAAGAGACUGAGACAUGACAAACUGGUGCAGCUGUACGCAGUGGUGUCUGAGGAACCCAUCUACAUCAUCACAGAGUUCAUGAGCCAAGGAAGCUUACUGGACUUCCUAAAGGAUGGGGAAGGAGGGAAUCUGAAGUUGCCUCAACUGGUGGAUAUGGCUGCACAGAUAGCGUCAGGCAUGGCGUAUAUAGAGCGUAUGAACUACAUCCAUCGUGAUCUGCGAGCGGCUAACAUUCUGGUCGGUGAAAAUCUGGUGUGCAAGAUCGCUGACUUUGGUCUGGCCAGACUCAUAGAGGACAAUGAGUACACUGCCAGACAAGGAGCCAAGUUCCCCAUCAAGUGGACAGCUCCUGAAGCAGCUCUGUAUGGGCGCUUCACCAUCAAGUCUGACGUGUGGAGCUUUGGUAUCCUGCUCACUGAACUCAUCACAAAGGGACGCGUGCCUUACCCAGGUAUGAAUAACCGUGAGGUCCUGGAGCAGGUGGAAAGGGGGUACAGGAUGCCCUGUGCGGUGGGUUGUCCUGCCUCCCUCCAUGAGCUGAUGGUGCAGUGCUGGAGGAGAGAGGCGGACGAGAGACACACCUUUGAAUACCUGCAGGGCUUCCUGGAAGACUACUUCACUGCUACUGAACCCCAGUACCAGCCUGGAGAGAACCUGUGACCACGCACAUGCACACACAUGCACACACACGCACACACACACACACCUACGUGCGCACACAGACACAAGUGUUCACAGACAGAAACACAAACACACAACCUAUACAUACUGUAAGCCUUAUCUACUAUAUGUUGCUGUCUACUGUCAGGGCAGAGCAAUCAAACACGAGCCAGAGUUCUUCCUCUGUAACCUUUCUUAAACCUGAUAUUUUGACAACCCUGGUUUUUUAUUUAAUGCUUGUAUAUCAGUUUGUAUCUUAGCUAACACCUGGGGUCUGUUCAGCAGGGUGCAAUGUUUCAGAAUGUUCAGAUAGACAAUCAUAUCUGUUGUAUACAGUAUAUUUCUAUCAGGUAGAAUAGGGGAUUGUGACAGCUCUAUUCGUUACAUUUCUAUGUGCUAUGUUCUGACUGUUUCACCUCUCUGAAUCCAUGCAUGUUCUGUAUACAGCUUUCUGCCAAUGGGAGGGCCAGGCAAAGUGUCACACGAAUGCUCAGAGGUCAUAUAGGCGAAAGGUGAGAGGUCGGAGUUGGGACCGUGAGCAUGAGUGUUGGUUUUUAUGAUGAUUGUAACUUUUCUGUUGUUUCUGUGCCUGUGGUAAAGUUAUUUUCCACAAUA
Messenger RNA from Coregonus clupeaformis (lake whitefish), 2542 nucleotides. It is a transcript of the gene yrk, whose product is annotated as Yes-related kinase. Gene Ontology annotation, molecular function: signaling receptor binding; ATP binding; non-membrane spanning protein tyrosine kinase activity. Lineage: Eukaryota; Metazoa; Chordata; Actinopteri; Salmoniformes; Salmonidae. The transcript is spliced from 13 exons. The record is from RefSeq and is a predicted model, not a curated record. Gene Ontology annotation, cellular component: extrinsic component of cytoplasmic side of plasma membrane. Bases 335 to 1927 code for a protein of 530 amino acids. Gene Ontology annotation, biological process: integrin-mediated signaling pathway; protein phosphorylation; cell surface receptor protein tyrosine kinase signaling pathway.